Molecule: messenger RNA, 939 nt
Organism: Abrus precatorius (Indian licorice)
Lineage: Eukaryota; Viridiplantae; Streptophyta; Magnoliopsida; Fabales; Fabaceae
Product: 60S ribosomal protein L7a-1-like
Exons: 7
Coding region: 74-853 (259 amino acids)
Biological process (GO): ribosome biogenesis
Cellular component (GO): ribonucleoprotein complex
Source: RefSeq, a predicted model, not a curated record
UUGAGCGUUCAUCGUUUCCAAAGCCCUUAUUCAUUCCUUCUCCGUCGCCCCCAGGCAGCCAUAACCAGAGGCAAUGGCUCCAAAAAGAGGUGUAAAAGCUCCAGUUGUAGCUGCGAAGAAGAAGCCAGAGAAGGUGGUGAACCCGUUGUUCGAGAAGCGUCCGAAGCAGUUUGGGAUCGGAGGAGCGUUGCCACCGAAGAGGGACCUGACUCGCUUCGUGAAAUGGCCGAAGACCGUUCAAAUCCAACGGAAGAAGAGGAUCCUCAAACAGAGGCUCAAGGUUCCACCCGCACUCAACCAGUUCACCAAGACACUCGAUAAAAAUCUCGCGACCAACCUUUUUAAGAUGCUGCUCAAGUACAGGCCCGAAGACAAAGCAGAGAAGAAAGAACGUCUUUUGAAAAGGGCGCAAGCUGAGGCUGAUGGCAAACCCAUUGAAGCUAAGAAGCCUAUCGUUGUUAAAUACGGUCUCAAUCACGUUACCUACCUUAUUGAGCAGAAUAAAGCACAGCUUGUAGUGAUUGCUCAUGACGUUGAUCCAAUUGAGCUGGUAGUCUGGCUUCCAGCAUUGUGCAGGAAGAUGGAGAUUCCUUAUUGCAUUGUUAAGGGCAAAGCACGCCUGGGAUCGAUUGUCCAUAAGAAAACUGCUUCAGUUUUGUGUUUGACGACUGUCAAGAAUGAAGACAAACUGGAGUUCAGUAGAAUCUUGGAGGCUAUAAAGGCCAACUUCAAUGACAAGUUUGAUGAAUACAGAAAGAAGUGGGGUGGUGGGAUCAUGGGUUCCAAAUCCCAAGCCAAGACCAAGGCCAAGGAAAAGCUCCUUGCCAAGGAAGCAGCCCAGAGAAUGUCCUAGAAUUGGUUAUUUUUUCAAGUCUGAGGUUGUCAUUUUUCUAUACUUAUGGGAGCUUAUACAAGUUAAAAUGUUUUAGGUUUCAUUUC